Triticum dicoccoides is the source of this 769-nucleotide messenger RNA. RefSeq names its product EPIDERMAL PATTERNING FACTOR-like protein 2. Gene Ontology annotation, biological process: stomatal complex development; guard cell differentiation. The record is from RefSeq and is a predicted model, not a curated record. NCBI's taxonomy places the organism in Eukaryota, Viridiplantae, Streptophyta, Magnoliopsida, Poales, Poaceae. The coding region runs from base 104 to 496 and encodes 130 amino acids. The transcript is spliced from 2 exons.
GCCAACUUUUGCCUUUCGCCCCCAUCAUCACCAGCCCCCGCCGCCCCUCCCGCCGCCGCCGCUAGCCUUUUCGCUUCCAAGCUUCCAUCCCGCCCAUCAUCAGAUGGGCCAUCUUCUCCUGCUCCUACUGGCCCUCCUCCUCGCUUCCACCCGCGCCGCCUUCCACGCCAGCGCCGCCGCCUUCCACGCCAGCGCCGCCGCCUUCGCCGAGGACAAGCGCAUUGCGGGGAUCAGGGGCGUGAUAGGGUCGAGGCCGCCGAGCUGCGCGGGGCGGUGCCGGUCCUGCGGGCACUGCGAGGCCGUGCAGGUGCCCAUUUCUCCACAGGAGCCGGGGAAGAAGAAGAGGAGGAUGGAGCUUGGGCGCCAUGGCAGCCGGGCUGCUGCAGCCGGUGGUGGUGGUGGUGGGAGAGCAAUGCCGUCCUCCUACGACGACCACUCCAACUACAAGCCGUUGAGCUGGAGGUGCAAGUGCGGGCGCUUGAUACUGAGCCCAUGAAAUGCACGACAUAGUUCUAGACUACUAAUAGUAUAGCCAUCUUUUGGGGUUUUUUUGGUGGAUCUUGUUUGACUUUCUUAUGCGACACUGGUGGUCGGUCGAUCCUUUUGUCUGGUUGGUUGAUGUUGACCGGAGAUGAUGAAAUCUUGAGGAACUUGGUGUCCCGUUCUUGUUCCAAGAUGUACGUAGAGGGCUAAUCAGUUUUUGUAACGAGUUUGCGGUGUUGAUCAUGCAAUGCAGACGCGAAGGAAGGAACCAGCAGUUUUGCCUGUU